AUGGUAAUGGAGGAGGGGGGCCCGGGCCCCUCAAAGCCCGCAGGUGACAGGUACCCCCGGCAACGAGAGAAGAAGGACAAGCAGCAGGACAAGCAGCAGGCCUGCGAGGGAUUCAGUAUUAAAGCCAUGAUGAAAAACAGCGUGGUAAGAGGGCCCCCACCUGCAGGAUCAGUAAAACAAAGACCAGCAAAACGCACAGCUUUUCGCAAGUUUUAUGACAGAGGAGACUUUCCAAUUGCUGUUCAGCAUGAGUGUGCAGGAAACAAAAUUGCCUGGAAGGUAGAGAUUGAAAAUCUGGACUAUCAUUACUUUCUUCCUUUGUUCUUUGAUGGGCUUUGUGAAACAGAAUUUCCAUAUGAGUUUUUUGCUCGUCAAGGAUGCCAUGAUAUGCUGGAACAUGGUGGAAACAAGAUUCUUCCUGUUGUUCCUCAGCUCAUUAUCCCAAUAAAAAAUGCACUGAACCUUCGUAACCGACAGAUCCUCUGCACCACGCUGAAAAUCAUCCAGCACCUGGUGGUGUCAGCUGAAAUGGUGGGGGAGGCCUUGGUGCCCUAUUAUCGGCAAAUUCUCCCAGUCCUAAGCAUCUUUAAGCACAUGAAUGUUAAUUUAGGUGAUGGAAUAGAAUACAGCCAGCAGAAGCGUGAAAAUAUCGGAGUUCUCAUUCAAGAGACACUGCAACUCUUUGAACGCUACGGUGGAAAAAAUGCUUAUAUAAACAUUAACUACAUGAUCCCCACUUAUGAGUCGUGCAUGUAAACUGAAUUAUAUUAAAUGGGAUGAUUCCAUCUGUGCUCUAAAAAAA
Sturnus vulgaris (Common starling) is the source of this 802-nucleotide messenger RNA. The record is from RefSeq and is a predicted model, not a curated record. NCBI's taxonomy places the organism in Eukaryota, Metazoa, Chordata, Aves, Passeriformes, Sturnidae.